AUGGAAGGCAGACUGUUUAGCUUCCCAGGAAAUAUUGCGAAUUAUCUAAUGAUUCAAGAAGUAGAUGCUAUGUACCUACCAGUCCCCGUAAAUUUCAUUUUUAUUGGAUUUGAAGGAAGUGGGAAUCGAGAUUUCAAGCUCAAUCCAGAUGAACUGGAGCGUUGGUUCACCAAGAUUGAUCAUAUCUUUGAACAUACACGAGUACCUCAGAUCGGAGAGGUUCUUACUCCAUUUUACAAAAUCAGUGUUGACAAAGGUCAACGACAUCAUCUUCCCAUUAUCAGUCACAUAAACUACAACUUUUCUGUUCACGCCAUUGAAAUGGGUGUAAAGGUCACUUCAAUCAUUGAACAUGCCAUAAAUGUUUUGGCUCGCAAGGAUGACAUUUCAAGUAACAGGGAUGAGAAGGAUGCCCUUUGGCAAGUUGAUAUGGAUCUGAUGGAUGUUAUUUUCACAAGCCUUGUUGAAUACCUGGAACUUGACAGCGCUUAUAACAUUUUCAUUUUGAAUCCCAAGCAUGACCUGAAGAGAGCUAAAUAUGGCUAUCGGAGAGGUUUAUCAUGGUCAGAAAUCGAUUUCCUGAAAAAGGAUGAAAAUCUACAGACUAAGAUUUUGGAGUCUGGAACUGUUCCAGAAAGUGUCCUUGCAUUCGAAAAGAUCAAGAGACCUUUAUAUGAAAAGCAUCCUAUGCCGAAAUUUGCUUGGACAGUUGUCGAAGAUACUGAUACGGCUGAAUGGUAUAACAAUUGUCUGGAUGUGCUCAAUAAUGUUGAAAAACUGUACCAAGGGAAAGACAUUUCUGAAAUCAUCUUGAGCAAAGCUUUGCAGCUUUUGGAAGGAAAGAAUAAAUACAUGAAGCUUCUUUUGAAGAAGGAACUAAAAGCUGGGGACCUUGCUGGAUUUCAACCAGAAUGUCUCACUGAUACCUGGAUCGGGAAGGACAGGUGGGCGUUCAUUGAUCUAUCCGCUGGCCCUUUCGCAUGGGGUCCUGCUGUUGGUGGGGAAGGUGUUCGUACAGAACUUAGUCUUCCAAAUGUGGAAAAAACAAUUGGUGCUGUUACAGCUAAUAAAAUGUCCCCCCUCCAGGCUCCAAAUUGCAAUCUGUUUGUGCCAGUGCUUCUUUUGCAGUUGUCUCUUUACAGUGUAUUUAAUUUCUCUGCUGUAAUCCAGAAAUUUCUGAAGAUGAAGCUGAAGAUCGCUUGCAAGAAGCAAUCCAGGAAAAAUUUGCAAUAUUUGGUGAUGUAUAAAGAUCAUCAGGCGGUUGAUAUCCUUCUUGCUGAAAUUGAUAUCUAUGAGCUUUUUGCUUUCAAGCACUGUAAAGGAAGAAGAGUUAAGCUAGCACUUUGUGAAGAGCUUGAUGAGAGAAUGAGGGACUUGAAAAAUGAACUUCAGUCCUUAGAAGGUGAAGAAAAUGAUGAGAGCCCUAAGAAGAAGGCCAUGGAGGCAUUGAAACGUAUGGAAAACUGGAAUCUUUUUAGCGAUACCCAGUAGGAUUUCCAGAACUACACUGUUGCACGAGAUACAUUUCUUGCACAUUUAGGUUCAACUCUUUGGGGAUCAAUGAGACACAUAAUAUCACCUUCAAUUGCUGAUGGUGCAUUUCAUCACUAUGAGAAGAUAUCAUUCAGUUGUUCUUUAUAACACAAGAGAAAGUUAGGACCAUUAAACAACUCCCUGUGGAUCUCAAAGCUAUCAUGGAUGGGCUAUCAUCUUUGUUAUUACCUUCGCAGAAACCUAUAUUCAGCCCAAACUUGUUAUCACUUUCAGAGGAUCCUGCUUUAGCCAUGGCUUUUUCAGUGGGACGACGAGCUGCAGCUGUCCCGCUCUUGCUUGUGAAUGGAACUUAUAGGAAAACCAUUCGGACAUAUCUUGACUCCUCCAUUCUUCAGUAUCAGUUGCAGAAGCUGAAUGACCAUGGUUCUCUAAAAGGAGCACAUGCCCAUACCAGAUCUACACUUGAAGUUCCCAUCUUUUGGUUUAUUCAUGGAGAGCCAUUAUUAGUUGACAAGCACUAUCAGGCAAAAGCGCUUUCUGAUAUGAUCGUUGUUGUUCAGUCAGAGCAAUCAUCAUGGGAAAGUCAUCUCCAGUGUAAUGGGCAAUCACUCCUGUGGGACUUGAGAAGACCCAUUAAAGCUGCUCUCGCUGCUGUUUCUGAACAUCUGGCCGGCUUACUUCCUCUUCAUCUGGUCCACAGCCAUGCACAUGACACUGCAAUUGAGGACUGGAUAUGGUCAGUAGGAUGCAAUCCAUGAUCCAUUACAUCUCAAGGCUGGGAUAUCUCACAGUUCCAUUUGGAUACAAUUGCACGGAGUUACAUAAUCACCACCCUUGAAGAGUCUCUACAACUAGUCAAUUCUGCAAUACGCAGUCUACUCAUGGAAAGGACAUGUAUCCUUUGGUCACUGUUUACUGCUGUUUUAAAACUCGGUUUUAUGUGUGGAUUUGGAGAAGUGUAUUUUUUUAGUGCUCUUAUUAUCCAUUUGUCUGUUGCUUCUGCUGAAAAGACUUUAACCUGAAACAGCUAAAAGUACAUACAAGCUCUUCCAUUCUAAAGAGAAAGAACUUGUGAACAAGUAUAAUAAUGUUGUCGGUUUGUGGAGAAGGAUUGCAACUGUUACUGGAGAACUGCGUUAUGUGGAUGCCAUGCGACUUCUUCUUACCUUGGAGGAUGCAACUAAAGUGUUUUCUGAGCAAGUGAAUGCAACUAUUGCUCUUCUGCAUCCAGUUCACUGCACAACAGAGCGGAAAGUGCAUCUGGUUUUCGACAUGGCAACCAUUCCUGCUUUCCUUGUUGUUGCUGGUCUUCUGUAUGCCGUGUUGAAGCCAGGACGGGCCAAGCCUAAGAUUAACUAACGGAAAGAUCACGGGGCGUCCUCGUCUUCUGAAGCAUAUCAUCUUGGGAUGGGGGAUCGAUCAUUUGAAUUGGACACACCUAUCCCUAACACAGGUUUCACUAUAUACACACCUUCGAUCAUUUUCGGUUUAAUGCUACCAUUGUCGAGGCUGCCGGUUAAAAUUUGUCCAAGUGAAAUAGGAUUUUGUAGAACGUAGCCAUAAGUUAGAUGAUGUAACCAGAUGGAGAGAGAGAGAGAGAGAGAGAGAGUAGUUUCUGAUGAUGUUAGUUAGCAGCUGGAAGAAAUUUUGCAGAUUAGAAGUUUCUGUUCGCAUAAUUCAGCUUGGUUGAUAUGUAG
Linum tenue is the source of this 3191-nucleotide messenger RNA. The record is from the annotation of a GenBank genome assembly. Lineage: Eukaryota; Viridiplantae; Streptophyta; Magnoliopsida; Malpighiales; Linaceae.